This is a messenger RNA of Onychostoma macrolepis, 723 nucleotides long. Its product is annotated as dynein light chain roadblock-type 1-like. The record is from RefSeq and is a predicted model, not a curated record. Gene Ontology annotation, biological process: microtubule-based movement. The transcript has 4 exons. Bases 118 to 414 code for a protein of 98 amino acids. Lineage: Eukaryota; Metazoa; Chordata; Actinopteri; Cypriniformes; Cyprinidae. Gene Ontology annotation, cellular component: centrosome; cytoplasmic dynein complex; cytoplasm. Gene Ontology annotation, molecular function: dynein intermediate chain binding.
CUCCAGUCCAGCAGACAGCAGUAACGCAUAACCGACCGUUGACAUACUAAUGUCACAUAGCCUACUAUUUAAAAACAAAACAAACAAAAACAUCUAGUUCAGCGACUUUCUUUCAAAAUGAAUGAGGCAGAGAAGGCGAUCAAAAGGAUUCAGGCUCAAAAAGGAGUGGAAGGAGUAAUCGUGGUUAACGCAGAAGGCAUCCCCAUAGAAAGCAAUCUAGACCACCAACAUACACUUCACUAUACCUAUAAUUUCCAACAGCUUCUCGCCAGAACUCAGAGAAUGAUGAAGGACCUUGACCCUCAGAAUGAAGCCACUCUUCUGGAUGUUCAAACUGAGAAAAAUAAUAUUCUGAUUUCCACAGCCAAGGACUAUUUUAUGAUUGCCAUUAAAAAUUCUAGAGAAGGGCUCUGAAUUCUUCAUUUUCUUCAUUAUUUAUUCUUCAGUAUUUUUAUUUAUUUAUUUAUUUUUUGUUGUAAUUAAUGGACAAAAGUGUUACAUUCCAUGUUCAAGGAAAGUUAAGUUUAUAUAUAACACAGUUACGGAGAAGUACGCUUCCUUUAAGCUUCCAUUAAUACAAAUAUUGAAUGUACUGCCUUUGCAUAUUCUGAUAAUUUGCACUCUUUUGUAAGUACUCCAGCUGUUCAUCAUCUGGAGGCAUCAGCAUGACACUAUAACAUACUGUACCUGUUUAUGUAUACAAAAAUAAAAAUAAAACAAUGC